AAAUCAAUAUCAAGAAUAUUAGAAAUCAAGAUUUUUUGUGAUUAUGGGAUGUCCUUUACCCAGCGCUUCUCAAACUGUGAGGCGCCCCCUAGCUGUUGGUGAGGUGCAGCUGGGGAGGCAGUUUUCAUAAAGGUGACUAUACACUGAACAGUUCUUGUGUAACUUUAUUGGCUCAUUUUACACUUCAUUUAAUGUCAGACUUUAGGAGGUAAAUGAGAGGUGGGCUGAGUAAUAUUCUUCAUUUCUUCAUGGACGUCCACCACCGAUGCUGCGGCUCAGGUAUAAGAUAUAUAGAUCUCUGCUCUGUUGGGUGAAGCCCCAGUAGAAAAGACUGAGAACUCUAGAACACUAUUCUGACUGAUAUUACUGAGCACAACUUUCCCCUCCACAUUAUAUUUCUGUCCAAUCUGGAAAAGUCCUCUGUCCAUUCAUGGUAUUGGAGAUAUUGUGCAGCUGGAAGGAAGCAACAUGGCCGCCAGGCUGUGGUGAUGUCACAUUCUAUAUGACAUCACAAUGUAUCAGAGUCUAUGACACCCCUGCGCACAGACAUCUCAGCACCAUUUCUUUGCUGCGGUGAAGAAGUGACCGGAAGUGUGAGCUAGUUUCUAACAGAAUUAGCGAUUUCUUCCAGUUUUCUUGAUUUAUUUUAUUGUUAAUUGAGGCCAACACCACCAGAGCCUAGAGAGGACACAAGUCUGCCCGAGAACCCAUGGGUUCUCGGGAGCUGCGGCUCCUGACCGCCGAUAAUGAGGCGUGGCUUCGUCGACCUGAGAAUGCGGGUCAGACUAUUCUACGUGAGCGACUGAGAUUGCGCACAAGAGGAGCUCCAUACCAAACUGGACCACCCCCGAGCAGGCCACGGGACCGGAGGAGGCAGGCCAUAGAGGCGCUACCUAGGAGGAAAAUACCCCCUGGAGAGACCCAGACCUGCCCCAUCUGCCUGGCUGACUAUGACAGCGGUGAGGAAGUGACAGUACUCCCAUGCAGCCACAUGUUCCAUCACCUGUGUAUCGGCCAAUGGCUUCGAACAAACGACAGAUGUCCGAUGUGCCGGGGGCGUUGUAUUCAUCUGAGGACUUAAAUAUCUAAAAGCCUCUGCUCCUCCCCCUCCCCCUUUCCCCACCCCUCCCCCAUCUUCCUUCCCAACCCUACCUUUCCUCCUUAUCAUUAUAAUAAAAUAAUGAU
Molecule: messenger RNA, 1185 nt
Organism: Hyla sarda
Lineage: Eukaryota; Metazoa; Chordata; Amphibia; Anura; Hylidae
Product: E3 ubiquitin-protein ligase RNF126-like
Exons: 2
Coding region: 710-1081 (123 amino acids)
Cellular component (GO): cytoplasm; nucleoplasm
Source: RefSeq, a predicted model, not a curated record